GAAAACCCAAAACUCAAUUUCAACAUUAUUAUUCAGUGUUACAGAAUAAUAUAAAGACCAGAGUCAUCACCAUCGUCAAAUUAAAUGGAAAACAAAAGUAAUACAUGUUAAACAAUUAAUCCGAUUCCAUUUGAACAUUAGAAUAUAACAUAUAUUUUAUCAUUUUAUUCGAGUAUGUUCCUCCUAACGAAUAUAUAUUUGACAAUACCAUCUUCCCGUUCAUGCCCAUCUCGUGUCCUCUCUACCUCUCUUACAACCUAAAAAAAAAACACAUACACACGAAGAAGAGAGAGCAAACUCUCCUUCUCUUUCUUCCUCCACCAAUGGCAGCCUAUAGAAGCUUUCAUCAAAUAUUCGAGAACCCAAUACAAAACAAGACUCCAAAGUCUUUUCUUGAUACACUCUCCUCUUCUUCGCCUUGGAACCCAAUCCCCAUCAAAGGGUACCACGUCACUGACCACGACGAAACGCCACCGUUUACAGAGAUAUUCGGUGAGCUCCACUUCAAGGAAUCAUCCUCAACCGAGAACAGCAGUCUGCAGCUGUGUACCGAAGGUCUAGGGUCAGAGAGUUAUUACGACUUGGAAGAUGGAAAAGUCAACUGUGACGGUAACGGAGAAGAUGAGAUUGAAGUAAAGGGUAAAGAAGAAAACGGAAGCAACGAUGAGGAGUGUGGACCACAGGAAAAGGAACGGAAAGAGUAUCCGCCGGCGAUGACGAGGAUGAGCUUCAAGACGUAUAGAGAAGAAGGGAGGCUUGUGUUGGAAGAAGUUAGGAUUCCGAGGAGAGAAUUUCUUCGAGCCAGCCGUGAAGACGGUAGACUCAAAUUGAAGCUGGUUCAAUCCGAUGAGGAUGAAGAUGAGAAGAAAGAUAAACCGGUCUGAUUUGUAUCCUUAACUCCCUAUUACACAAGAUCAGUGACAGUAAUAAACGUACAAAUGUUAAAAACCUUUGUUAUGCGAGUUUUGUACUUAACUAAACUUAAGCUUUUAUCGCUUAACUAUGCCGUUCUAUAAUGUUACCAGUGCCAAGGUCGAAUAUUCCUUUUUAAAGAUUA
Messenger RNA from Brassica napus (rape), 1057 nucleotides. RefSeq names its product protein FAF-like, chloroplastic. The record is from RefSeq and is a predicted model, not a curated record. NCBI's taxonomy places the organism in Eukaryota, Viridiplantae, Streptophyta, Magnoliopsida, Brassicales, Brassicaceae. Bases 222 to 884 code for a protein of 220 amino acids. The transcript has a single exon.